Drosophila subpulchrella is the source of this 962-nucleotide messenger RNA. RefSeq lists its product as uncharacterized. The transcript has a single exon. The record is from RefSeq and is a predicted model, not a curated record. Bases 274 to 912 code for a protein of 212 amino acids. NCBI's taxonomy places the organism in Eukaryota, Metazoa, Arthropoda, Insecta, Diptera, Drosophilidae.
CGGUUGGAAAAUUUUAAAAUCCAGCCAGGCCAAAUAAAGUUUACUGACCCCAGGAGAAGACAAAAGGUGGUGCAGCAGCCACGAAGGGGGAGGGGGAAAGGUGAAAGCGAAGGAGGUCGCAUAUCGAUUAAACACGCGGAAAGGGGAGGUGGGCGGGUGCGCUGGCAACACGUUUGAUUACCGCGUGUAAAUAACAACAACACGAAGACUGCAAAAGUUGCAAGGACUCUUUAGUUGGACGUUGUGCAACAAUCACAUGUUACAGAAGCCCCCAUGGAAAACCCAAAGGCCGAAGAACAGACGCCACCGGUUCCAAAAGCCCAGGCACCGGAGAAACCCAUUCGCAAGAGGAAUCAAGUCAAAAUUCAACCCAAAAUCAGGACGCCUAAGAAAACACCCACCGCCAUACUCUGCGAACUGACUCGUUUAAAGGCCCAGCAAAAAUAUCUCGAGUGUAAUCAAGUCAAGCUAAACCCUAAUAAUUUUAUUAUUCACAAUGAUGAGGAAAUUGAUACAGAUCCACAGCCAGGGGAUGAAGGAGUUGCUUCGGAUAACCCGGAAACUAGCCGAAAUCCUCGUCCCACCAGCUCUUCCACUGCAGACCUUAUAAGACUGAUCAACGAAGCCGAACAGGAGAAACUCGUGCUCAAUGAAAAGUUACUCCAAUAUCGCAAUGCAAAGCGUGACGAACUCCAGGACAUGUGGCACUUUGUGGGCACCAUAAAGGAGGACGUCUUUCGGCCAGAACGUCUUAGCCAGUAUACAGUUAAUGCUCUGAGGGAAAAAAUCAUUGGCGUAAAUGCCCAAUUGAAUCGAUUAGCCGAUCAAAACUCUAAGGAACUUGAAGAGUUGAAAGAGCAGUACGAGAAAUUGGAUCGGGAGAAUAAGAUCUUAUGGAAAAGCGGUAUUUAGGUUAGAGCUUAAACAUUUUCUAUCACUUUCAUAAAUAUCUUUUGAUUAAA